This is a messenger RNA of Caenorhabditis auriculariae, 5117 nucleotides long. Lineage: Eukaryota; Metazoa; Nematoda; Chromadorea; Rhabditida; Rhabditidae. The record is from the annotation of a GenBank genome assembly.
AUGGGCGUGUUUUUUGGAGCGUCGCUGGCGCAUCCCAGGAGACCGCCCAUUGUCGCCGGCGACGUCAACACCGGUAGCCCUGUAGGCGUGCAUCGACGAGCAACCUUCUCCUCGUUCUCGUCCUUUCCGCCGCUCCCAAGUUUUUUUAUUCGUUUUUGUUUACAAUGCGUUCAAAGAUAACCGUCGAUUAACGUCAGUAGAGAAUUAGCGAUAAAAACAAAAAAAUUGCUAUAAUUUUAUAAGGAAACAACUUCAUUUUUCGAAAGUUAUCGUUUCCUCGACAGAAAUCAUUGAGAAAAAACAAUUUUUGGGACCGGUCGUAAAAAAAAAAUACCAAGGAUUGCUCAUUCAAUCACUUACUUUCUAAUUAUGAAUCGAAAGAAAUUUAUUCCAAAAAAAGGCUUUUUGAAAAAAAGCAAUUUGAAAAAUUGUAUUUUUUUGGGAGCAAUAUAUUUUUGUCUCCGCAAAAAAACGGUCAAAACCCGGGUUUGCCUAGACUGCCUGGCUUGACGCACAAGCCUGAUUAUGUAUACUAAAUUUAAUUCGAACUUGUGAGAAGCUGAAAAAAAGCUUUAGAACCAUUUUUUGUAGCUUGAGAGACAAGCUAUAAAAUCAGACGAUAUUUAAAUUACAAGAAACUAGAAAUAAAGCUUUGCGGUUAUGAUCAGACAAUCGAAAAAGUUUAUUUAACAUGAGAAGAUGGAAAAAGUCUCACGGCGUCGGGGGAAGAUGUCAAGUUUCCCGCGCUGCUCGUGACGGCUUCUGCAUAUUCCGACUUUUCUCACAGGUGAUUCUGCUCUGAGCGAUGAGCGAAACUCUGUUAUAACCCCUCAAUCUUCAGCUAAUUAGCACCCUGCGACGUGUCCGUCUCAGGUUCAGCCGUGUUUUGAUUCUCAGAUUCGCAUUCCUAUUUCCGAAAACCUUCUAUGGCUAUGUUCUGACAAGAUUCUGAUUGCGAAAAAAGGUUUCAUCGUAGGUCUAAAACCGUUUUUUCUUUUCAUUCAAUUUUUACCUGUCUGUCUAUUGAAAAAGGUCAAUCACAAUGUAUUUUUCCCAAGAGUAUAGCGUGAGAUACUUAGUAAGUCACAGUUCACCGCCAACUUUUAAUAAGAAAAGUGGAAUAGUUAAUGCUUAACUGUUAAUCUAUAAACAUUUUUGUGACUCCGGAAUCGAAACAACAAAUUAUUUUUGCUUCUGGAAAAAAAAAUCAGGAAUUUGGUUUUUCUGCCUGAAAUGUUUUUUUUUCAUCAACGUUCCUCGCGACUUGAAAAGUCUGACUUUUGUUCGUUUUUUUUUCCACGCCAAUGACCUCAUGAAAGUCGUGGAAAAUGGUUUUUUCGUAUCAAGACUUUCUAUUGCAACGGUGCGGAUUUGUUCGAUUCAGGCUGAAACUAGCCGUGGAUCAGUUUGGACGGCUCGGCGAAGAAGACGAAAUGAAAAGACGGUGACUGCGUUGAGGCUGGAGGGGCGGCGGCGGAUGGCGUUGCUCAAGGUGCGCGACGAGUGCACCAAGCUCGUCGGCCACCGUUUCCUCAACUCCCACAUCUGCCUCUGCAUCUCGCUCGUCCAGCUCCUCGUCUGCUGCUGGGCUGUCGCCCAACACGCCAACUCCUACAUUGUCUACCACAAGGUGUGUCUUCGUUUUUUUUUUAUGUUGCAGUAGAUCGUGAAAUAUCGCAGAUAGGUUUUUUUUGAGUCUUGAAGGAUAUUUUGCAUCGGCAGUAGAGUGAAAAUUGCUUAAUUUUGGUCUGCAAAAAGCCGAUAAUUUGUUUCGAAUUAGUUUUUCCGUUGUCUAGUAUCCUCUCUGAACUCGAAAGAUGCAUUUUGAAAUAUUUUAGAAAUUAUUUUAAUGCAGAAGCAAUAAUGAGAAGGAAGUCGAGCUUAGUAGUCCAAGUCUAGAAUUUGAUUAAUUAUAUUUAUAUUUUCUCAGCAAGAAAAACAGAAUUUUUGAUGAUAGAACUUUUAAUUUUGUUCUUUUUCUUAGAUCAGUGGUGCUUUCGGAACUUAAGUCGUGAUAUAUUUUUUCUUCGAAAAAAAUACCUCCUGAAAAUCUAAAUUUUUCUCUUUUUGCGAAGACUUUUGAAGUGAACAAAAUUUGAACAAGUGAGCUUUUUUUCGGCUGGAUUCAUCCACUUUUCAAUCAUCUAAUCGUCAUGGAUCGGAUACAUUGAAACCUCGUUAAAAGCUCUGAAUAGGGGAAGAAGCUUUGCGGCGGGGCAAACAAACGUGACAUCAAUGGUAAUCGAAUAAUAGCCACCAAUUGUGCACGAAUUGACGUGGAAAACGAGGAAAAGCAGGGGAGAGUUGCAGAUUCUCAAGUGCGACUUCUUGGAAGGCAGCCUGCCUCUGGAAGCCGUCGACGCCGUCAUUUUCGACGUCCGUCUCUUCCACUACCUCUGGGGCAUCCGCGGCUGCGUCGCCGAGUACCUGGAUGGAGGUGGGGCAAAAGCAGAAUGUUGAAAAAAUUAUAUCACUUUGAUCGUUUUGAAUAUGUUGUUAGCGGCCUCAGCAACAUUAAGAACUUAGGAAAACUUACGAGAAUUUAGAAAAAAACGUCAUUUAAUAAUGAUCUUUUUCCAACCACUGAAUCUACAAAACUUGAUUCUCAUCUCCGCGCCGCCAUUGCAAUAAACCAUGCCACUAUUGCAGUCAGCCACGCCUACUGAUCACAGCUGCCGUCCAUUUGGGAACACUGUGACUUAUAGAUCUUUUGGUUAUCUGGAAAGCCAAAUAAAUUGGGUCUUUUAGUUCAGAGAAUUCGGCGCCAAAAAACCAAACCUUCAAAGCAAGAUAAAGCUCAGAAAAUUGAUCCCGAAAGUUUCAGCUAUUUUUCAUCUUGCUUCAUAUUCUCCGCUCAUAUAUUUCAAGGCUUCGGAAGACUGGCUUGGUGUAUUUCUCAUUCGACCUCGCUGCUCUUCUCGCUGCCCGUGGCGUUCAUCUCCCAUCCACGGCCCUGCUACUUUUGGCCUCUCCUUGUCCAGGUAUCUUCAUUCAGAGCUUUCUUCUUUUUUCGCUACUCAAGUUCGAACUUUGGAGUUUUGCAACCGAUUCUCAUACAUCAAAAGACAAAAAAAGCAACAGAGGCGGGUAUCUCGAGGGAUUUUCGACGGCUAUCAAACGCCUUCUUGCUCUCCCGACGACGCUUUGAUAGAGUUCAGCUUUUUUCAGACAAAUCGUCAAAAUUUUUCCCCUUUUUCAUGGAAAAUUGUCAUCUUGAAGGAUUUCAAACUGACGAGAAAGCCAGAAUGUUGGACUAUGAAACAUUGGAUAUAUCAACCAUAACAGCUUUCAAUAAUUUUUUUUUUAUUAGAAAUUAUAUCUAAACUUUAUCCAUAAUUUAUUUUUUUAUUCCACCGAAAAGUAUGAUAAAAAAAGUAAAAAAAUCAAAGAUUUCAUGACCAAAGUUUGAGGAAAUUCUUUUUUUGAUAUUUAACCCGUAUUUUUUUAAUUUUUAUUAAGAGUAUUUUUUUGAAAAACCACUUUUUUUUACCUGAUUUUUAUUGGCUUCCUGGUUAUUUGAAAUUUACGAAAAAAAAAGUUUUGAGUAGAUUAUAAAUUAUUUUUAUUUAACCGAAAAGUAUUAUCUCUUGUAGUCGCUUUCGCCAAGUUCAUAGAGAAAAUUUUUUCAAAAGAUUGUUUUAAAACUCAAUGAUUGCUAAUUUAUAUUUACGCGUUCGAAAGACUGAUUUCAGUCAAAAUUAAAAUUUAUCCGUUAAAAACGAAAGAAAAUUAAGUAUGCGGUCAAAAAAAAUUUAAAAAAAAGCUUUGCAAGUUUUCGAAACUGGAGAAGCUGACUUUGAUCCUGCACUUUUUAGAAAUUCGUCUCUGCAAGAGGAUCACUUUCUAUAGACCUCCAACAGAGUCGUUGAGUGGAAAGUACCGAGUUUGUUCACUAAGAGCUCAUUUGGCCGACGUUCGAUCACUCUCCGUCGGCCUGUUCGCAUUUUUACAUCGAAAAGAAAAGUGCAAAGAAAUUAAGCGACAGGCGGUUUGGAACUGGCGCCGACUCUCUCCGAUCGGCACGCUCUCUGCUCCUCGAGAGGCGGAGUCAGGCGUUCACCCCCAGGCAAAACCGAAGAGAAGACACAAAGUCGUUAACUAUAAACCAACCUUUUUUUUUCUCUUCGUUCAGCUCCGCAGGCUGUUUGAAAAAAGUUUAACGUGGCUGAGGGACCAGGUUUUGGAAAAAGGGGUCUCACAACUUUAACCUUUAUCUCAUACGUAAGCUAAUUUUGCUUUCCGUGGGGAAAUUUUCUGUAUUUGCCAAUGAUACUUUUGGAUGUUCCAAAUGCAUAAUUUUCAAGUUCAACCUGAAAAACCUCGUUCUCGAGAGCGGACGUCCAAAAAUUAUUUUUUCAUUAAAAGGUAGUCAGAAAGAGGCCAAAGUCAGAAAGAGUAAAACAUGUACUUCAUUUCAGUUAUAACUGGACAAAUAAGAUAAUUUUGGUUUUAUAUAUGAAAACUUUUGGAGAAAUUUGCAGCAGUCGGCGUACGGAAUCUGUCUUCUGAUUCUUCUUCUGGCGGCGUUGCCUCGGAUCGUCGUCCUUCUGGCGGCGCCUUACGCUGCUCCUCUCGCCCCUAUUCUCUUCUAUUUUUUUGGAACUUCACUCAACUUUUUCCAUGUCAGUUAUUCGAUAGCCAGUCUUUCAAACUUCUCUUUCCCGAAAUCACAAAAAAACUUGCAGCUGUACGUUUAUUGGCAUUGGUACUGGCACGUGAGUUCACGCUGGAACUCAGUAGUCCGCGUGAAGUUCGGCGAGCGACUGAUGAACGCCAACAACCGGUCUCGCCGCGACAAGCCUCUCCAACCGGUGGUCGUCGACGACGCCGUCUUGCACUACGUGCCGCAAGAGACGACGUCGCCUCUGCCGCCGCCGCCACCGUUGCAUCGGCGUUCGACGACGUCGUUGUUCGAGGGCUUGCCACGGGUGUUCACGCCGCUGGAAGAAGCCGACGAGCCGUUGGAAGAGAGCGAGGAGAUGUCGCCUCCACCGCACGUCUUCGCCACACGGGUCCCCCUCGUCCAGGGCCGAGUCCGUCGUCAAUUGCCGCCUACCCCGAACCUGCCGAUGCACGGCGAGUUGCCGCGGUUCCCCAUACGUCGUAGUCGCCUCUGA